Mustela erminea (ermine) is the source of this 1462-nucleotide messenger RNA. Its product is annotated as neuroblastoma breakpoint family member 6-like. The transcript is spliced from 5 exons. NCBI's taxonomy places the organism in Eukaryota, Metazoa, Chordata, Mammalia, Carnivora, Mustelidae. The coding region runs from base 91 to 738 and encodes 215 amino acids. The record is from RefSeq and is a predicted model, not a curated record.
AUUAUGACGUGGGUAGGAAUUCACGGCAAGACAACUGUUUAGAAAAAAACAUAAAAUUCGUGGGACACACAAGCAUUCUAGGAAUCUCCAAUGCUGCCAUAUCCUCCCUGUAACUCGAGGCUCUGCACGGAGCUGCCCGUGGUAGAAGAGAAUGACGUGCCACAGGACUCCCUGGAUGAAUGUCAUUUGACUUCUUCAAUUGGCCAUCACCUGCCAGACACCUGGAGGCCUUGUACAAGGGCCUCAUCCACACGUGACAAGGAGGAAACCUUCGAGGGUCUGGAUGUAGAUGCUCCGAUGCAGUCUCCCUGUCACCAAGGGCCAUCCAGUGGAAACUUGACUUUCCCAAGAGAACAGGUGCAAAGUUCCGGGGCACAGACACAGCCAAGCACCCCGGUGGCUGAUUCCCUGCAACUUCAGCUGGACCAGCAUUUGGACCGUGGUGACAACAGAGCCAGGCUCAGCCUCUCCUCUGCCAUCGGGAGCCUGGGCACCAACAUGGGUUCUGGGGACCAACCGCCACUGCUCCGAGAACUGGCUUUGGAUGCUUCCAUGUGCAUGAAGAACCCUCCCAAGCCGGAGCGUGAUGCUGGUGAGGACUCGAGGGACAGACAGCAUGGCUGUCAAAUCCAUGGCCACAUGAAAGCCCUCCGUGUCAUGAAACAGAAGAUUCCCAAGAGAAUACUGCAGUUUGGCCAGUGGAGACUGGCAUGCAGAUUCCCUGGUCUUCAAGCUUAGGGCCCAGAGAUGACAAAGACUGCAGAAACUAAGAAAAAGAGGCCUGUGUGAAUGAAAACCCCAUCCUGAAACUUCAUCCUGAAACCCCUUCAUUUUCCACUGGAUGAAAGGAAAUCUAAAGCAGCACAUCAAGUUAAAGCCCAAAGAGAGCAUGGGAGAGACACUUUGCUGAGAAUCCACAUCACAAUCCCAAGCCAUUCUCGAUGAUUUUUACUGCAAGAGACCCAUUGGAGGAGAGAGUUUCUUGCCCUUCAGCUCCAGUUGUGAUAAACCCCUCAGGAGACCAAUGCCUGCCUAGAUCACACCCCCGUUUCCAGAGACCUUCAGUCUUGCUGCUCUCAAUUCCAUCCUGCAGAGAACCAGAGUCAGCAGCACCACGGGAAGAGGCCACAUGUCACACUGGACAUUCUGGGCCACCAACUGGGCUAUGCCAGAAGCACACAGCAUUGACUACACCGUGUUCUUCCUAGAGACAUUCAGCCUGAAUUUGAGCACGAGGGAGUUAUCAGACACCUUCAGGAUGUGGACAAUUGAACCAGAUGACCGGUCUGUCUUUCUUCACAAAUCCCUGUCACCACAAAUAAGAGACAGCAACAUGGAGGAGAGAUAGGUUGGGUUCCAAAGGAUGACAAGAAUGUGUUGCUGUAUUUUCUUACUCCUUCGGAACCCAAAAUAUCUCCUCACCGUUAGGUGGCUGUCUCCGGUGGUGGUGACAUUUCCUUGU